Rhopalosiphum maidis (corn leaf aphid) is the source of this 1917-nucleotide messenger RNA. RefSeq names its product sentrin-specific protease 1-like. Bases 279 to 899 code for a protein of 206 amino acids. Lineage: Eukaryota; Metazoa; Arthropoda; Insecta; Hemiptera; Aphididae. Gene Ontology annotation, molecular function: deSUMOylase activity. Gene Ontology annotation, biological process: protein desumoylation. Gene Ontology annotation, cellular component: nucleus. The record is from RefSeq and is a predicted model, not a curated record. The transcript is spliced from 4 exons.
CGCUAAAAAUUCGACGAUAGAACAGACUUUUGUCAUUCUAUUACACCAGUCUCUUUUUACGUCUUAAUGAUUAUACAUUUUUACGAUAAUACGACUAGUUUGUAAUAAAAAAGAUCGCUAUUAUUUUACAUAUAUAAAUUACGCUUAUUAGAAUAUAUAUGUUAGAUUUUGUUGCAUAUUGAAAAACCAACGGGUAGAGACAUAGAUAACGGCGUACGACGAUCAUAGAACGUACCUAUCUUUUUAAUUUGUGGACAAAUACAUAAUACUUAUAAAAUAUGGCUAACAGCAAAGGUUUUUCAAGUACACAAUUUUAUCUAAAUGACAAAGUCAUAAAUGAUUAUGUGGAUCUAAUUAAUGAACGUUAUCCACAUGUAUAUGUAUUUAACACAUUCUUUUAUUGUAAUCUUAGUGUAAGAGGAUAUGAUUUUGUUAGACGAUGGGCUCGAAAAUAUGAUUUACUAUCGAAGAAAAAACUUAUGAUUCCUAUACAUAUACAAAUUAGUAGUCACUGGGUCUUGGUGUGUGUAAACUUUGAGACAAAAGAAAUUCAAUAUUAUGAUAGUCUUGGAGGGCAUAAUUUUGAAGCUCAACAUAUUAUAUUCAACUAUUUGAAUAAUAAGUAUUUAGACCAAACAGGAUCAUCAUUAUGUGCAAAAGAUUGGAGACUAGUUACUGUAGAAAAUAUCCCUCAUCAAGAGAAUGGCCAUGAUUGUGGAGUUUUUGUAUGUACCUUUGCUGAAUAUUUAGCAAGAGGGGCUGUGUUCAACUUCACUCAAAAAAACAUGAAAUCAUUUAGGCAAUUGAUUGCAUAUGAGCUAACAGUGAAAAGGUUAGUGGAUGUAGAUGUUGAUGCAAAAGAUAUUGAUUCGUUCAUUAUGAAUGUUAUUAACUCGUGAUAAAAAAAAAUCUAUGUUUUAAAAAUCAAUGUUUAUAUCCAAUGAUGUUUACUGACAGUUAAUAUACUUAAAAUUGUCUUCAUACUCUAAAUGAUUAAUGUAUUUUUUUGGAAAUGUUGAGUAUGAUACUAUAUAGUUGUACUCCAGUAAAUAUUCAGUUUUGGUACAUGCAAUUAUUAUAAGUUAAAACCAUUCUUUUGACAAGAGAUAUCAAACAUACUGUAAAAUACCAUUCUAAAUUACAAUCAAAUAAAACGCUACGCAUAAUAGGAUCCAAUGAUUAUUGUUUUUUAAAUUAAUAAGAAAAGCUGUUUUUGAUUAAAAUAUAUCAGUUUAUUUUGUCCAAUGUUGAACAGAGGAAUAAGUUUGCUUUCAGUGAAGUUAAAAUAAAAGAUGUGUCAUAAGCAUAUAUAGUGUUUGGAAUAUAUGCUGUUAUUAGUUCCAUGUAAUUGUUUAUUACAUAACAUUUAGAUAAAAGCAUCUUCCACUAACGAUAUUAACUAGAAAAACUAGCCCGUCACUUUCACAAAUCAAAUUUUUGGUCAAUGGUCAUCAUAACAAUAUUCUAGGUAUUUCAUACUUCUAAAUGUUAUGAAGUCAACACAUGCAGGAUAAUAAGUUUAUUCUGAGAACUCAUGGUUACUAAUCAUGGGAUGGUGCCAGUAUCACAGACCAAUUUUCAAAUUGUGGAGACAGUACAGCAAAGAAAACAGGAAAUUUUAAUUCACUUUCCUUUAUAUUCGUCAUGGGUACAAAAAUUUUCAAUCUCAAUGUAAUAAAAAAUAUGUGGGAAACUGUUGUGAAAAAAAGAUUUGAAUAUUUGAGAUGCAUAAUUAUUCUUUCUGCUGUGAUAUUAACUUUGAAUUUAGUUAUUGUAUUAGAUUAGUACUUAGUUUAUUUAUUUAUUUAUUUAAAAUCAAUUAAUAUAAAAAAUAUUUUUACACUUAAAACAAAAUUGUUUAAUAUAAAUAUUAAUUAAAAAUCAUGUAGACCAAUAUGCUUAUAUUCAACAUUAACA